CGAGUUGUGAAAAUGAUUGCUGUCGCAAAUCCAAACGAGCUGACCAACAUGUCAUAGUUUGGGGGGAUUGGAGUGACUGCAGCGCUACCUGUGGGACGGGAUCACAAGUAAGGCAUUGUCACCACUGCUCCCAUAUACACAGCCAUUCAGAGACCCGCACCUGUAGUAUGCCAGCCUGUUCAGUCUGGAGUGACUGGGGAACCUGUAGUGUAACCUGCGGAUAUGGUACUCAACCACGGCACUGUUUACAACACUGUACAAAUGUACAGCACGUGGCAGAAACCAGGAAAUGUCACCACGGACAGUGUCCCCACUGGACAGACUGGGGAGGCUGUAGUGUAACAUGUGGGAAAGGCACCCAAAGUCGCCACUGUCGGAACUAUUGUCCUGACCAUCAUCGCGCAACAGAAACCAGACCAUGUAACCACGGAGCAUGCGCAGUGUGGUCCGAGUGGGGAGAUUGUAGUGUAACCUGUGGCAGUGGUCACAUGAGGCGACAUUGUGUUAGUAACUGUCAGGGUGUCCAUGCCAAUGGAGUACUAGCAUGCAACUAUGGUCCGUGUCCAAGUGUAAUACAAGGAUCCGCCCAUGUCUGUGAUAAGAUGGCGAUACUCCACUCUCUCGCUGAGAUAAACACAACUUCUGUCACUCACUGUCCAGAUAGUUGGGCGUCAAAAACCGAGCACUUCCUAUUGGCAAACUGUCCCGGAAUACCUACAGAUCCAAGCCUGUGGCAUAAGGGAAUAUCGGUAGCGAUGGAGUGUAACACAACUCGACAGAUACCUCCCUAUACACCAGUAGGGACCUUUUGGAACGACACCUACCAACAGGAUCGUUUACACGAAGGAUACAGCGGUGUUUUCAUAGCAUGUACACAACAUGGAUUUAAGAUGGCCACCCUAGCGUGUUCUGGAGUACCAACUGUUAUAGACAUCCCGUACAUUACCGGGACACACCUUACAGACGACUCAAAACACCCCAACCUUCCAAGCCGAUAUUUUACUGUCAGAUGGUAGAACGAUAAAAAAUACCUUAAACGACAUAAAAACCCAACUGAGUUGAUACGUUUUACAUUGUAAUAACGCGGAAUCUUAAUUGUAAUAAAGCCCUUA
This is a messenger RNA of Mizuhopecten yessoensis (Yesso scallop), 1112 nucleotides long. Its product is annotated as thrombospondin-2-like. The record is from RefSeq and is a predicted model, not a curated record. The transcript has 8 exons. NCBI's taxonomy places the organism in Eukaryota, Metazoa, Mollusca, Bivalvia, Pectinida, Pectinidae. The coding region runs from base 168 to 1016 and encodes 282 amino acids.